Xenopus laevis (African clawed frog) is the source of this 1137-nucleotide messenger RNA. It is a transcript of the gene rdh16.3.L, whose product is annotated as MGC89248 protein L homeolog. Gene Ontology annotation, biological process: steroid metabolic process. Gene Ontology annotation, molecular function: oxidoreductase activity. The coding region runs from base 162 to 1094 and encodes 310 amino acids. Lineage: Eukaryota; Metazoa; Chordata; Amphibia; Anura; Pipidae. The transcript has 5 exons. The record is from RefSeq and is a predicted model, not a curated record.
ACCUGUUCACAUAACCUGCUCGCACAUAUCAAGAACAAAUAAAGGGAAUUAAUUUUGCCUGCUUGCAGUUUGAUCUGACCAAGAUAUUUUCCAGGAAAGAAUUAUCAAGUAAAAAUCUUUACCUGAAAGGGAAGACUCUAAGGCAACAGUUCACUGGAAUCAUGUGGUUCCUUCUAGUGGCAGUACUGGUGGCUCUGAUCUUGGUCUACAGAUGGAACAGACAGAAGAAAAUACUGACAAAUCUCACAGAUAAAUAUGUACUUAUCACAGGCUGUGACUCUGGAUUUGGAAACCUGUUGGCAAGGCAGUUGGACAGACGUGGGGUACAGGUACUUGCAGCCUGUCUGACUCAAAAAGGUGCUGAAGAACUUAAAAAGGAGACAUCAAGUGGACUACAAACUGUCAUCCUGGAUGUUACUGACAGCCAGAGUGUGGCUGCUACUGCUAAAUGGACAUCUCAGAUUGUCCAGGAUAAAGGGCUGUGGGGUUUAGUGAACAAUGCAGGAAUUUUAAUCCCUGUGACCCCCAACGAGUGGUUAAAGAAAGAUGACUUUCGCACAAUAAUUGACGUCAAUCUUCUGGGUAUGGUGGAUGUGACCCUAAGUCUGCUGCCUCUCAUCAGGAAAGCUAAAGGACGUAUAGUCAAUGUGUCAAGCAUAGCAGGGCGAGUGGCAAUAUGUGGAGGUGGCUACUGUAUCUCCAAAUUUGGAGUGGAAGCGUUUUCAGACACUAUCAGACGGGAACUCAAAUACUUUGGUGUGAAAGUUUCUAUCAUUGCACCCGACUUCUUUAAAACAUUAAUUUUAGAUUCUGGAAGACUUCUGGAAAGCAUCAAAAAUAUUUGGAACAAAGUCCCACAAAAUAUCCAAAGCCACUAUGGGGAACAGUAUUUCCAUAAGUAUUGUAAAUUCAUUAAAAAUAUUAGUUCCCUAAGCACAUCCAAACUCACCAUUGUCACUGACUGCAUGGAGCAUGCCCUGUUUGCAGUUCACCCCUGGACACGCUACUCAGCAGGAUGGUAUGCCAAACUCUACUACAUGCCUCUUUCUUACCUCCCAACUUGUAUUGCUGACUUCAUGCUACGCCAUUUCUAAUAAUUCUCAUUACAAUGGUUAACCAACACCAAGAUCUCCUAAU